Molecule: messenger RNA, 1575 nt
Organism: Ipomoea nil (Japanese morning glory)
Lineage: Eukaryota; Viridiplantae; Streptophyta; Magnoliopsida; Solanales; Convolvulaceae
Product: proline-rich extensin-like protein EPR1
Exons: 3
Coding region: 76-1380 (434 amino acids)
Source: RefSeq, a predicted model, not a curated record
ACACUUGCCAGUAGUAACUAUAAAAUCAAGUCUCAGCCAGCAUAGCUUUCCACUUCAACUCAAAAGUACUACAAGAUGAUGACUAAAAUCUGUCUCCUUCUUGCUCUCUGCUCUCUUUCUAUUUUCUCGUCACCCUCCCAUGCCGCCCGCUCCGCCGCCUGGGAUCCCCCUGCCGCCGACCUACAAGACCAUAGCACCGCCGUAGUUUCCACUGAAAGUAACUCCAACAACCCUCCUUGGGUUCCACCGGAAUGGUUUUACAGCUUGUUUCCUCCUCAGACGGCCAAGAAGAUCAGAGAUCAAGUGGGUAUCAUCACAGAUUGGAUGAAGCACUUUCAGCCUCCCAACGGCGGCGGCAAUUAUCCCUAUCCCCUCCCACCGCCGCUUAAUCAAAAACCUGUUGCCCCGACGAUCCCUAAAGUUCAGCCACCGCCGGUGAAACAAGAACCCAUUGCCCUGCCCCCAUGGACCCCUGAAGUGCAGCCACCGCCGGUUAAACAACCCAUUGCGCCGUCCCCAUCGACCCCUAAAGUGCAGCCACCGCCGGUAAAUCAAGAACCCAUUGCUCCAUCACCGUCUACCCCUAAAGUGCAGCCACCGGUAAAACAAGAACCCAUUGCCCCAUCACCGUCGACCCCAAAGGUGCAGCCACCGGUAAAACAAGAACCCAUUGCCCCGGCCCCGUCGACCCCAAAAGUGCAGCCACCGGUAAAACAAGAACCCAUUGCCCCAUCGACCCCAAAAGUGCAGCCACCGGUAAAACAAGAACCCAUUGCCCCGUCGACCCCUAAAGUGCAGCCACCGGUAAAACAAGAACCCAUUGCCCCGUCCACCCCUAAAGUGCAGCCACCGGCAAAACAACCGAUUGCCCCGUCCAUCCCUAAAGUGCAGCCACCGGCAAAACAACCCAUUGCCCCGUCGCCCCCUAAAGUGCAGCCACCGCCGGUUAACCAACAACCCAUUGCCCCGUCGACCCCUAAAGUGCAGCCACCGCCGGUUAACCAACAACCCAUUACCCCGUGGACCCCUAAAGUGCAGCCGCCGCCGGUUAACCAACAACCCAUUACCCCGUGGACCCCUAAAGUGCAGCCGCCACCUGUUAACCAACAACCCAUUACCCCGUGGACCCCUAAAGUGAAGCCGCCACCUGUUCAAGAACAGCCAGUUUCUCCGCCGGUUGGGAAGUGCUCCGCCGUGGAAAAAGUAUGGGACACAUGCGCGCACAAGCACGAGGCGGCGUAUUCGGUGAACUGGGGGUAUGCAUGGCACUGCACGUACAACGAUAACUGUUGCAAAACGGUGCUUUUCGUUAGCGACGAAUGUAUGAACCUUAAUCCUUUGAUCAGGAGUAUCAAGCAUAUCUGUUGCCCAGGUGCAUGAAGAGGAUUGAAUUAUUGAUCGUCUUAGAUUAUACAUAUCGAUCUUUUAAUAAUUACAGUAGCUUUUUAGGUGGCUUGUACAGCUAGCUAGUUAGCUCAUUCUAUUUAUAAAUAAAUAGUUUUAAGAAGGUUAGCUAUUUAAUUAGCUAGUUUCAAUUCUUGCUAAUUUCCUAUUGUAAAUAAUCAUUUUUUUUUU